AUGGCAUUCAAUGAUGUUUCUAUUAGCUCCAAGUACUUGGAUGAGGCUGAUAAAUUGUGUUGUGCUGUUAUGGCUGCCCAUCUACAGGGAUUAGCGGACAACUUAUUCGUAAGCAGAGUCGGGAAUGAUUUGACAGUGAAGGAAUACAAAAGACUAUUGGAGAUGGAAAUUGAUCAACGAGUUGAAUUCUGUGACUUAGUGGAAAACAUUUUGAAGAAAAUCGCUGAAUCUGAGGAAAGAAAGAACGAGGAAUUACGCGAGAAGUUACGCACUAGUGAAAUACUGAAGAAAUAUUCUGAAAAUAUGAACUUCAUCCAAGAACAGUAUGAAAAGACUAAGACUCAAAUACUUUCUGGUGAUUUUUCCAUGUUGAAAGAAGAAGUCAGAGACGAAGAAGAAACCGGAAAGAAUACUGAAAUGGAGACCAUCAGUCCUCUCAUACCAAGCUACCAACAAACUGUUGUUGAAAGACCAGUUUUCACUUCACAUUUCGCUAAAAAAAUUGAAGCCGAAUUUCUGGGGAAUUUCGAAAAAAAUGUUCUUGGUCCUAUGAAUGGGUUGAGCUUCCGCGAAGCUGAUGCUCCCCAUUCUAUAAAGAAGUCUGAAAACUCGAAGCUUGAGCUUUCGUCGUUUUCGUCCGCAUGUGGGAUUGGAGAUACUGCAUUCUUAGGGAACUUGUCAGACAUCAACCACGUUUCUGGGCGUAACUCUUUGGUUUCUUCUCUAGAUGGAUCUAUUUGUGUUAAUGAAUCGGCGCAGUGCAGCAAACAAAGAGGUUUAUGCUAUUACUCUCCUAUAGUGAGCAAAACUCCUCCUCCUGCUCCAAACUUCGAUGACUCUGAUGACUUCAACGAUCAAAAUAAGAUUCCAGAUUACUCAGGAGCAGUUGGUAGACUCUCUGAAAAGAAUCAGCCGAUGGAGUUUAGAACUCCUUUAGCAUCCAAGGCAGACUACUCUUAUGUCGAUACAUAUGUGGAACGUCCGAAAUUCUCCUCUACCUUCGGUCAACAGUUCAACGACUAA
Molecule: messenger RNA, 1023 nt
Organism: Auanema sp. JU1783
Lineage: Eukaryota; Metazoa; Nematoda; Chromadorea; Rhabditida; Rhabditidae
Source: the annotation of a GenBank genome assembly